AUGCCUCUCGAAGAGUUACAGCAACACGAAGAAAUCAAACCAAGCAAAAUAUUCGUUGCAAAAUCCAACCCAGAGCGUGUUCCCGUCUAUGCUGACGUCGAUUUGGAGCGAUUUUCGUCCUUGUCGAAAGCACAGCGAGUAGCAGCGUUAGUUCAUCGUUUCUUCAAUGUAUGUAAAGGAAAGAAACCAGAGAGUAGUGUCGUAACCGUACAAGAAUUACGAGUUGGACUGACUGCCCUAGUAUGCCAAUGUCAACGAGAGGCAUUCCCCGACGAGCUACAAUCCUUGGAAAGAACGAAAAGUGUCAGCAAGCGAUCAAAACUGUUGUCAUUUACACCCUACCUCGACGAGAAUAACGUAA
This is a messenger RNA of Paramuricea clavata, 361 nucleotides long. NCBI's taxonomy places the organism in Eukaryota, Metazoa, Cnidaria, Anthozoa, Malacalcyonacea, Plexauridae. The record is from the annotation of a GenBank genome assembly.